GUUUGAAAUUGUUUUUAAUGUCCUCUUCAGAGUACUAUAAUUAGUUUUAAAUUUCACAGGAGAGGUGCCCUGGUGAUAUAGGGCGCUACAAUGACAUUAUCCAACAUGAGACACUUCGUGUGGCUGUGUGUGGGAUGCUGGAGAAUGAAACUAGUCUCACCAUUCCAGAUGCUCUAAGCGAAGUAAUGGACAAAACAUUUCUUGAAUUCUAUGACUACUAUGACAGCUCAGUCAGAAAGAAACUUCACCUCCAUGGACAACAUAUGCAGGACCCAUUUGGAGAGGAAAGAGGUACAUUCCAGUACCGGAAUAUACUAACAAGACUGCAGGCGUUGCAUGCAAAGUUAAGUGCAAAAUGUAGUAACAUUGGAGCCCUGGGGGAUAAGACAACAUCGGACAAUGAGUGUUCAAGUGAUGAUUCUGACUUGGAUCAACCAGAUGAACCACCAGACUCAGUGAACAGUUGAUGAUUGAGAUUACCAAUAAAUUCAUGUACUUCUGUUGUCUCAUACUUAAGUACUGAUAUGGUGGGCUGUAGGACCAACUGCUGGUGUAGAAAUUAUUCCAUGUUGUGAAGUACAUACCUUUAUUGAUGGGACUGCAUAUGUUGCAUCAGUGUUUUAGGGGCCAGUCUAUGUAUUACACAGCAGACAUUUUCUUGAGUCUUUUUAAAAUUAAUAUAAGAUAUUGUCAUGUGUUGGCUGUGUGACACGACAAAUAACUUCAUGCCGGUCUUGGAUCUAGCGAAUUUAUUGCACACUUUUAUCCACAUUUAAAAAAUUCACAAUUUCAGUGUCCCAGUUACUUCUUCUAUAGUCACUUCCAGACUUCAACUGUCUUCGGUGGCUGCUACAUUUCAACUGAACUGUCUGACAAAGUCAGAGUCACAUUGAGACUGACA
Molecule: messenger RNA, 901 nt
Organism: Cryptotermes secundus
Lineage: Eukaryota; Metazoa; Arthropoda; Insecta; Blattodea; Kalotermitidae
Product: ubiquitin-conjugating enzyme E2 Z
Exons: 2
Coding region: 135-467 (110 amino acids)
Source: RefSeq, a predicted model, not a curated record